Molecule: messenger RNA, 6167 nt
Organism: Actinia tenebrosa (Australian red waratah sea anemone)
Lineage: Eukaryota; Metazoa; Cnidaria; Anthozoa; Actiniaria; Actiniidae
Biological process (GO): signal transduction; activation of GTPase activity
Molecular function (GO): GTPase activator activity
Source: RefSeq, a predicted model, not a curated record
CAGCAAUACAGAAGACAAUUCAUCUCUCCAUGUCGAUGAAAAACAACAAGGGUAGUUUCUGGUUUAAUUGCCAGGAUAUUCAGAGAGUAUGCGAAUAUGACACCCAAUAAUAGUCUAUCAUGAGUCAUGAAUAUAGAAAAGGACGGCUUUUCCGCCCUCAAAAAUUGAACGUCGAGGCAUGGAACGCAAAGACCAAGGAAUAGUUUCAAUAUUAGUGAUAUACCUGGAUUGCUUGGUGUAAGAACAAUUGCUCAAUCCAUUGAACAGAAACACCAUGGAUAGCCCAAGAACUUCGAGAUUGUAUCAGAGGAGUAAAAGCUGGGCUUCUGCUACUUUAAGCCCGUUACUGCGGCGAAAAACGUUUCCUUCGCAUCUUGAUAUACCAGGGAAAAACGAAUCUGAAUUGGAAGAAACCGAUAGUCCAGACAGUGCUACUUCCUCAGAUGGAAGAUGGUCCUUUUCUCCAUUACCCAAAAGGAAGUCCAAAAAUGAGAAAAAAGCAUUUUAUAAGCGUUCCAGCCUGAGCAGCCUUCACAUCGAAGACGACGAUCUCGCGCCCCCAGCUUUGACACUAAAAGAUCUUAAGUACAGGGCUGAGCGGUCACACAGUCUCGUGACAACCAAUAAUAAACCUUUAUGGUCACCGACAUUCAAACUAAAAGGAAUAAGAAAAAGAGGUGCAAACAACAUUCUUGUUCACCGGGUUCUUGAGUCGCCGGAACUGAAACUGAACGGAAGUGACAUCAAAAGUGACGAAGAUGAAGUACUUCAAAACAACCCUUACUGUUGUACAGAAGAAACAGACGCUAAUUCUGAAACUCUAGAUGAUGACCCUCCAGAAGUAAAGGCACAUGAACGGCUAGGUGAAGUCCUGUCUAUCCUAAAAGGGGUCCUCAAUCAGUACCAGCCCCUUCAUUCUACUGACAUAUUGGCAGCGGCUGGGACAUUAAUUAAUAAAGUCAAAAGUCACAACUAUGAGAAAUCUGAUAAGGCCCCUGAGGAAUUCUGUGAAUCUAUUGAUCAACUAGCAUUGGCCUUCAGUAGUAGUGUGUCUGACUUUCUGAUGGGCGAUCAAGACAUGCCUAUAUCGGCAUCAAGAGAACAUUCUAGGUCUCUGGAAGACUUUGCUGAUGAUGACGAAGACGAUGAUAUGUAUCAAGAAGAAGAAGAAGAUCUUGAAGAUGAGGAUGAUGAAGACUAUAAAGAAGACAGACGAGUGUCAGAUAAGAAAGAACCAUCUGUUGAUAAAUCAGCCCAGAAGGCCAAUGAGUUGGAUAAGAGGUUAUUUGGACUCGAGCACGGUGUAGACCUGGCGUUACAAAGAACCAAAGUUUGGUCUAAAUAUGCCAAAGAUAUCUCGACGUACCUGGAAAGAAGGGCACACCUAGAGCAAGAGUUUACGAACAAACUUUCAAAGUUGGCCCAAGCAACCAGGACAGCAAUCACUGAGGAACGGUAUCUACCAUUCCAGUCCAUCUACGUGACGUCACUGGAUCAAGACAUCGAGUACGCGGAGAAUUGCACCAAGACUUACAACGCACUUUUGACCUCUAAGUUUCUUGAGCCUUUGCAGACAAGAAGAACGUACCAUGAAAGAAAAAGAAAGGAACUAAAGGAAAGCUGGACAAAAGCUUACAAGAAACUGAACGAGGCCAUUGGCAAACUAGAGAAGGCAAAGCAAUCUUAUUUCAUUAAACAGCAAGAAAUCGAAAAGUUCAAGUCGCUUUCAGACUCCAAAGAUGGCCAGGAACUGUCUGCGUCAUUCACUCGCAUACAAAAAAAGAAACAAGAGGACUUGCGAAAAGCUGACGAUGCAGAGGAGUGGUACAAACAGUGCGUCGGGGAAGCGAACGUCAGACAACGUGAACUGAUGAAGACUAAAAAUCACGUGUUGGUUGAACUGCGUCAGCUGAUUUACCAAUGCGACCAAACCAUGAAAGCGGUAACGUGUAAUUUCUUUCAUAUGAUGAACCUUCAAUCCACUCCUUCGCCCAUCCGUUUCCAGUGUCUAGAAGAAAGUAGUCGAGCGUACGAACCCGGCAGUCAGUUCUCAGACUUCGUUUAUGACCAGCUUACUAGUUCCCAGCCCACAGUGGAGAGAGUGUUUGGCUUUGAACCUUUUCAGCCAAGCAGCAGUGGAAGUUCGGACAGACUAAACCUCAACACUCGAAGCAGCUCAGAAAAUCGACCAAACUCACCAUUCUCAAGCCGUCGAAACCUAAGCCUCAAUAACUCACACCCGCCCUUAAAAGCCUGGGGAAAUAACCUACAUGAGAACUUGAGUGAUGUUGAGAGCACCGGAAGUAAAUCUGCCCCUGUUACGCCAGAGGGGAGCCCCGUAGCUUCAAGACAUAACAACCGUCCUCAUCGAGCUUUGGAUGAAGAUUCAUCAGACGAUUCGUUCAGUGGAAAAGAAACCCGUGCACCUCGCAAGCCUAAAGCUACAGGUCGUAGCGGAACGGGUCCAUUCCAGAACUGCCGCAUGUCAGCAGCAGCGCAGACUCACAAGUUUAAGAAGCUUCGAGCACCUUCCAGGUGUCGUGACUGUGACAGCUAUGUGUACUUUAACGGCGCUGAGUGCGCGGACUGCGGGCUCACGUGUCAUCGGAAAUGCUUAGCAAGAGUCAAGAAUCGUUGUGAUAAAAAGCUCAACGGUCCAGGGAGUCGCGGCUCUAACUAUAAUGUUGGUCGACGCAUGACAACAUUUGGUGUUGAUUUCGACUCUCAUUUACGCGCCACCUUAAAACAUGGCGAGUAUGUACCCUACAUCGUUUCUCAUUGUGUAGACGAAAUCAACGAUAGAGGGCUGCAGUACAAGGGAAUCUACAGAGUAUGUGGAGUGAAAUCUAAAGUCGAAAAAGUUUGUCAGAUUUUUGAAAACAGCAAUGGAAAUGUAGACCUUCAAGACUUUCAACCCCACGUGAUCGCCGCAGUACUCAAGUUAUAUCUCAGACAGUUACCAGAGCCUUUACUGACCUUCAAACUUUACCCAGAAUUCAUCAAAAUCGCACAGAAUGCAUCACAGGAUGAAAGCGGUAGUCUCCAAAGUGAAGACAUCUCGCGCAAACUCCGUGAAGUUGUUGUCAAGCUUCCAAAAGCAAACUUCAAGACAGCAGCCAGGAUUAUUAAUCAUUUGAAACUUGUGGCGGACAACGAUAAGGACAAUCAGAUGUCGGCGAGUAACCUGGGAAUCGUGUUCGGCCCGACGCUUCUACGACCCCGGGAGUCAGCCAACUCGGAUUCUGUUAGUAUGCCAGCGUUAGUCGAUAUGCAACACCAAACGAAAACUGUGGAACUUCUCAUAAAGAACCCAGAGGUAUUUGACGAGCCUGGAGAAGAUGACCCUGCAUCACAAGAAACACCAGUAGAGGAGUUUUCAUCAGUUGAGCGAGACAAGAAUGGAAACGAGGUGGGAAAUGUCUGCAGUACAAGACCUAAAGAUAUAAAGAUUCCAACGACCCAGGUGACCACAGACGAUAGAAGCUCACUACUCAACAUUCCUGUUUCUUCUAAACGCUUACGUAAAUCUAGUUCGCCUGCCAAACUUGGUUCUCAAAUCACUCCAGUUCCACGAUCUGCCUACGUUACCUCUCCUCCAGCAUCGUCCCCGAGAAAUGAAUACUUUGAUUUACUUUCAAGGCCAAAUGAAAGACCUGAGAACGAAAGAGCUCAACAGUAUGCAUUACCUGAGUUCUUACUUCCGGGUACCACUGCGGAACAGGAAGACCAAGACGAAGAGGAUGAUAAAGACGUUGAUGACAGCUAUGACGAUAGCACUCAAGGUACCAGUGGCUCUCGUACACCGGACGACGAGUUAAACAGUUUAAGGGGAAGCCUGGGACGAGAUGGUUUUACAUCGAACGUUGACAGCCAGAUGGAGGAAUCUCCUGUCAAUCAAGGCGAAUCACGUGACUUCAUUCCAAACUCGACUUCUGAGAUGUCAUUGAUAUCAAUAGACUCCUCCGCCUACUCGAUGUCUGCCAGUUUUGGGUCUGACACUCAAGAUGAUAAACUACUUCCAGACCUCUCCGAGGCAGAACCAACCAAACGAGAAAAGUUGGAAAACUUUAUGAGUUCUCAAACUGACACGGUGCUUACGAAAUCUGUCGAUGAUAUAUCUGUCCCAAACUCCAAUCGUCCUCGACCAAGCAAUCUUGGGCUAUUGAAAAGAAAUUCUGAUCUUCCUGGGAUGAUGUCACGACUUAAUUUCUUUGCCGUUAGCUCUAAAACAUCUGAAUCAAAAGAUUCGAACAAGCAGCCAGCUGAACCAACCUCAGGGACCAAAAAACGUCCGGGAAUCUCAGAUGCUCUGCGUGAAAUGCACGUGGUUUAUGAUCCUUUGAUUGCGAAUGCUGAUAGGAUAGUGACAGGUAGCCAAACCUCCAUUAAAGAAGAGGMGCAAUCGUCAGGUGUUGUCAAGGAAACGCCCAUUCCUGACACCCCCCUGGAAGAUAAGGAGCUCCAGGAAAAUGAAAAAGAAACGAAUGAUGAGAAAGAAUGGUAUAUGACAGAACAGGACGAGAUAAUCGAACCGAAUACUGAGAACAAUAUAUUAGAAUAUCAACCACCUUCCAUUGAGAUGCAAGAUGAUUUAAGUCAAGAGUUAGAAUCAAUUCCAGCCUUCUCGGCUUCGGCACCACAGGAGCAAGAAACAGCUGUUUCUGAAAAAAGCUUUGAAAACAAAGAUGAGAUAGACGCUGCGCCGAAGAGCUCACAACCUGUGGCAAGAAAACGGCUAUAUAAGGCAGUUGAUGCUGAUGGAAAAGCUGUAGAAAAGACACGAAACCAGCCUACUCGCGUGUCGGUAAAAGAUCGUCUCAAGCAAUACGAAUCUCCAGAGAGAGCUGACGGCGCUCGAAAAACUCCGUCACCUCCCUUGGCAAACAUUAAUAUCUCCUCUCGAAAACAAAUAUUUGAAAACAAUGAAAAAGGAACAUCUAGGAGAUCUCGAGAACAGAAAACCGUUUCUUCUCUCGAGAGCUACGCUUUUGAAAAAACAGAAACUCACAAACCAAAGGAGCCAACGGCCUUUAAGAGUCGAAAAGUUGAUAUUCCGUUUGAAAAUACAGACUUACAGACCGAAAAACCCCAAGAACAAGACCGUAAGAAAAUGCACCUAACAUCGACAAACUCAUACCCUUUACGAACAUCUCCGAAAGAAUCCCGACGUUCUCCUCGACUGCAAUUUCCCGAUGAGUCAACGAAAGAAGACCGAGAACCCCAAUUCGUUUAGAAAAUAAUCUUAUAAUGUAUAUGAUUGAUUUGAAUAUAAUUUCUCAAUUUUAAAAUUAUGAUUGACCAAAUAAGAUUUAAAUAAGACAUACUUAUAAAUAAUGAACUUUGUAUUAAUGAAAAAAAUCACGAAUAAUCUCAUGAGAAAUAUCCCAACUGGCCGAGAGGGACUGAGAAUAAGACAUUUAAGUAAUGCUCCUAAUAAGAACGAUAGCGCUUUCUAUUGUUCUGCGGCAUAUCGCUUGCCCCACAUCAGAAUUUUGAGAUUUUCUACUGGGGAUGUAUCAACCUAUGGAGAGAUGUUUGUGAAAAAAUAUGAACUAAAAGUCGCUUCUUAAGAGGUUUACUUUUGAGUUUGAGGUUUUCAACCAAUCACAACACCCAAAAACAAUAGAAAGAAAAAGCCUCAAAUUUGUCAUUUUCCCCACAUAGAAUUUCUGUCGUAUUGAAGUACAGAAGAUUUAUCACUAAAAGGGAGUUUGUUAGUAGUUAAAUAUCACAAAAAAUAUACUUCUCCAUUUUUCGUGUUUCGACCAAUAAGAAGAUUGGUUUAAACAAUACUACAAUUAUCACCUUUCUACAUUCCAUGCCGUUGAGUGCUAUCGUUCUUAUAUGCAUUGUUACUUAAAACACACCCUACGCUAUGUUUGGAUCAUAAAAUUGGUAUUGUACAAAUAUUUUAGAUAACAAAAAAUCAGCAUUAGCAAGAAAAUCAUAAGAUAAAUAUCUUAGCCUUUUAUACAGAUUUUUUAUAAAGAAUAAUUUUUAAAAUUUCGUGUAAAAUUUUCAAUCGUUUUUAGAUUCAAAUGUAGGCUGGUCCUGACACUUAAUUUGUACUACUCAUUUUCAAUCCAUAAACACCUCACUGUACUCAUAGUAUAUAUUAGAAAAAUGCUGACAGAUUGUAUUAAAAUAAACUCUUAAAUAUUUGUUUA